This is a messenger RNA of Penicillium daleae, 1878 nucleotides long. RefSeq names its product RBR-type E3 ubiquitin transferase. NCBI's taxonomy places the organism in Eukaryota, Fungi, Ascomycota, Eurotiomycetes, Eurotiales, Aspergillaceae. Bases 1 to 1878 code for a protein of 625 amino acids. Gene Ontology annotation, molecular function: ubiquitin protein ligase activity; zinc ion binding; ubiquitin conjugating enzyme binding. Gene Ontology annotation, cellular component: ubiquitin ligase complex; cytoplasm. Gene Ontology annotation, biological process: positive regulation of proteasomal ubiquitin-dependent protein catabolic process; ubiquitin-dependent protein catabolic process; protein polyubiquitination. The transcript has 2 exons. The record is from RefSeq and is a predicted model, not a curated record.
AUGGCCGAAAUUCAGGCCGAGGACGAUCGGUCCGUCGAGUUGUCCUCCAUCGCUGCCAUCUACCCAGAAAUCAAGAUCGACCCGGAUAAUGCUUUCAAGGCGACUCUUGAGCUUCCUGUAACCCUCCCGUCGCCUGCUCAAGUCUGUUUUCAACAGCCGCUCGAUGUCGGACCCCCGCCGGCGCUAACACCGCCCACCUCCGUCGAUGGCUUCAAACCCGAUCUGGGCCAAACGGCCGCUCGUGACCUGCCCGAUGGAUAUCCCAACGAAAAACCUCCGAUUGUGCGGCUUACGACCCAUCCGUUCUGGCUGCCGCCAGCAGUCCUCACGAAAUUGACCGACGAUUGCUCUCGAUUGUGGGAAGAAUGCGGGCGGGAUAUGGUGGUCUUUACCUAUAUUGACCAUCUUCAACAAUCGGCCGAGUCGGCUUUUGGAAUUCAGGAUACUACGGACGGAGAAUUAUAUCUAUCACGGGACCUGAAGAUUGCAUUAUUGGAUUUCAACAGCAAGGCCGAGCGUGAGAAGUUUGAGCAAGAAACCUUCGAAUGCGAGGUAUGUCUGGAGCCGAAGAAAGGCGCCAAUUGCCACCGGCUGUUGCGCUGCGCCCACGUCUUCUGUGUCCCCUGUCUGCAAGACUUCUAUAACACUUGCAUUGCGGAAGGUGAUGUGGACAGCGUGAGGUGCUUGGCUCCGGACUGCGAAAAGAGCCAGAGCCCAACACUUGCGCCUGGCGACGGCCAGAUUCCUCGCCGUAAGAAGCGUGACCGUACGCUCGGCCCGAGUGAGCUCCUUGAAAUCCCUCUAUCCACAGAGACAGUACAACGAUAUGUCUUUCUCAAGCGCAAGAAGAAGAUCGAAUCCGACAAGACCACAGUAUAUUGCCCACGCCAGUGGUGCCAGGGUGCAGCCCGAUCAAAGCGGCACCCUAAGCCCACUGACCCAAUGGCCGAUGCCGACGACGCCGAUGCCUCGGGCGAUGAGGAGGAAGCCACUUAUGACCCACUAGGGGAAAAGGGAGAUCUUCCUCCUGUCGCUGAGCGAGUCGCUAUAUGCGAAGAGUGCAACUACGCUUUCUGCAGCGUCUGUCGAAAAGGCUGGCAUGGUGAACUUGUCAGGUGCAUGCCCCAGCGCAAGGUUGAGGAGUUGUCGGUUGAGGAAAAAGCCACCGAAGAAUACAUGCGUCUGUACACUUCCCAAUGCCCGACAUGCACCGUCCCCUGCCAGAAACGCAUGGGCUGCAACCACAUGCGUUGCUUCCAGUGCGAUACGCACUUUUGCUAUCUGUGCUCUGCCUGGUUGGUCCCCGACAACCCGUAUAGUCACUUCAAUCAAACCAGCAGCACAUGCUAUAACCGCCUGUGGGAUUUGGAAGGUGGCGAUGGACUGGACCCAGAAGGUGCCGAAGCUCUGCACCAGAUCCCAGAAGCACUGCUUGUCUUCGACGACGAGGAUCACGAUGGAGCCCCGCAAGAUGUCGGGCUUGAGAACGACUCUGACAGUGACUGGAGCUCCUCAGAUGAGGAUGACGAUCGCCCAGAAUGGGACUUUGACUUUAGCGACGACAAUCAAGAUCGCCACCACCGCCCUCCUCCCCCUGCACCCGUACCUCCUCGCGUUCCAGACGCAGCCCGCGGUCCCGGUGCGAACAAUCCGGGCCCUGAUGCCGCAGCCCGCGCAGCCAUGGAGCGCGAAGAACAAGCUCGCGCCAUGGCAGAAAUCCGCAAUCGCAACCGUAACCGACCUGCGCCGCGAGUGGAGCAGCCACGUAAUGGCGUCCCUCAGGAGCCGCGUGGUAUGAUCGGGCUCCAGCGGUUCUUGGAGCUAGUGCAGAAUGACCGAGAGGAUGAAUGGGAUAGUGAUGAGCUAGAGGAUUUCUAA